UUUAGGAGAUGGAGAAACUAAGGGAUGAGGGACCAUGUGACAACUAAAGAGAGAGUGUCAGUAAGAAUCUUAUCAAUGUCUUGUUAUUGGACAAAUUAGCAGGUAUGCCGGGCCUAGAGACCCUAGAACUCUGAAUCAGGUGGGAGGAAGGGAAGAUGGGAAAAGUGCUGGAAAGCAGAAUCCCAGAAGGACCUAAAUGGGCCUCAAUAGAAUAAUCUUAUCUAAAGGCAAGGGCCAAGUUGUCCAUAAACGAGCCCUAGGACUGGCCAGCCAGAUGAAAAACAGGCCAAUGGAGCUUACAUGCUAACUUUCUGCAUUUGGUGCUAUGACCCAACUCAUCUCCCCAUUCCUGCAGAGAAACCUGGGACCAUGAGGAGCAGCCUGACACUGGUGGGGACCCUCUGGGCCUUCCUGUCUCUUGUUACUGCUGUGGCCAGUUCUACCAGUUACUUCCUGCCUUACUGGCUCUUUGGAUCCCAGCUGGGGAAGCCUGUGUCAUUCAGCACAUUCCGGAGGUGCAACUACCCUGUGCGGGGAGAGGGGCACAGUCUGAUCAUGGUGGAAGAGUGCGGGCGCUAUGCCAGCUUCAGUGCCAUUCCAAGCCUGGCCUGGCAGAUGUGCACGGUGGUGACAGGUGCCGGCUGUGCUCUGCUGCUCCUUGUGGCACUAGCUGCUGUCCUGGGCUGCUGCAUGGAGGAGCUCAUCUCCAGAAUGACAGGACGUUGCAUGGGAGCAGCACAGUUCGUGGGAGGGCUGCUGAUAAGCUCAGGCUGUGCAUUAUACCCCUUAGGAUGGAAUAGCCCGGAGAUAAUGCAAACAUGUGGGAAUGUCUCCAAUCAAUUUCGGUUAGGUACCUGUCGGCUUGGCUGGGCCUAUUACUGUGCUGGAGGUGGAGCAGCUGCAGCCAUGUUGAUCUGCACCUGGCUCUCUUGCUUUGCUGGAAGAAACCCCAAGCCUGUCAUGCUGGCGGAGAGCAUCAUGAGGAACACCAAUUCUUACACCAUGGAGCUUGACCACUGCCUCAAACCUUGAGUUUUGGCAGAAGAUUGGAGAGGGUGGGAAAGAGAAGGGAAGAGGGCCUUAAAAAGAGGCACUAAGACUAGGCCACUUGCUACCUGCCUGCUAGUAGUGUAGCCUCAUGUUUGCAUGCUUUUUAAAUCACCAGUCAUUCAUUUUCACUUUCCCUUAAGCCAUUGGGUCAGUGGCUAUUUACAAAAUUCAUCAAGAGCAAUGAUUCUCUCAAACAUUCACCCAGCUGGUGAGUACCCACUAGCCCUCAAGUCCCAAAGUGUUCCUUUGUGCAAAGUAAGGAGAAGACCUCACCUGAAACGUAACUUCACAAUCAAGCAGAUCUUCAGAGAUCUACAGCUCCUGUCUAUCACUUAAAUGUUGUUUAAGAACACAUGUGCAAGGAAGGACCAGGAGAUGGACAGGGCUGGUUCCUACCACUCCAUGCAUAUGGCCCUCCCCCUGGUAUUUAUUGCCAUCUCCAAACAUCUAUGGAGUCCCAUUGCUCAAAAUUUUGUGACUUUCUCAGGACUAUACCUUGACUCUUCCUAUUUUCUCCUGCUUCUUUUCCUUUCCAGUUGUGCGGAAGCUUGUGGGGAGGGUGACUCCCAAUGGGGAAAAUACUAAUCAAGGAUGACUGCAUAUAGUCUAAGACCCCUUCCUUAUUAUGCUUUAGAAUAUUUGUAAGAGUUCAUUUUGUGUUUUGGCUGGGUGACUGGCAUCAAAAUAGUGGCAAGUAUUCCCUAGUCCCUUAUAGAUACAGAAAUGGUGUUCAUCCAAUGUUCUGAGCAGAGACUAGCAUUUGUUGUACAUUCAAUAAACAUGACUUCACAAUGAUGAUGA
Odobenus rosmarus divergens (Pacific walrus) is the source of this 1851-nucleotide messenger RNA. RefSeq names its product lipoma HMGIC fusion partner-like 1 (gene LHFPL1). NCBI's taxonomy places the organism in Eukaryota, Metazoa, Chordata, Mammalia, Carnivora, Odobenidae. The record is from RefSeq and is a predicted model, not a curated record. The coding region runs from base 301 to 1032 and encodes 243 amino acids. Gene Ontology annotation, cellular component: membrane. The transcript is spliced from 4 exons.